This is a messenger RNA of Lodderomyces jiufengensis, 1368 nucleotides long. RefSeq lists its product as uncharacterized. The record is from RefSeq and is a predicted model, not a curated record. The coding region runs from base 1 to 1368 and encodes 455 amino acids. Lineage: Eukaryota; Fungi; Ascomycota; Pichiomycetes; Serinales; Debaryomycetaceae. The transcript has a single exon.
AUGUUAUCAAGUUAUUUAAUAUCCCUAUCGUCAGUAAUAACUUUAAUAUUGUCACAACGAAUUGAACAAGUAUUUCAACAACCAGAAGAACCACCAUCACAACCCCACUUUGAUGUAUCAGAAGGUAAUAAUUAUAUCCUUAGCACAAUUCAAGAUGAUUACAAAGAAAUCAAAAUAUCAAAUAUAUUAGCCAAUCCUUUGAAAUAUAAAGAUUUACCACCAAUAAUAAGUUUACCAAAACAACAUCAACGUACAUUAAAACCAGGAGAGAUUCCACAAUAUGUAAUAGAUUAUUCACCAAUGGUUUAUUUAUAUAGUGAAGAAAAAUAUUUACCUUAUGAUAUUGGAGAAUUUGUAACUAAUUUUCAUGUCACAUACAAAAAUGGUACAACUUAUCCAGGUACAGAAACUGAUAUGAAUUUAAAAAAACUAUCACAAUUAAAGCAUAGUAAAAAAUUAUUUUUAACUUCAAAUUCAAAUUUCGAUGAUGAUCCAGAUUGGAUUACUGGUAUAAAGAAUAAACCAAAUUUAAUCAAUGGUGAGAUUAAAAAUGCACCAGCUACUUUAAUUGUUGUUGAUAAGGGUAAUGGAUGGGUAGAUGCUUAUUGGUUUUAUUUCUAUUCAUUCAAUUUAGGUCCAUUCGUAAUGGGUCAAGGACCAUAUGGUAAUCAUGUUGGUGAUUGGGAACAUUCAUUAGUACGUUAUUAUAAAGGUGAACCAAUUAUAGUAUGGAUGUCAGCUCAUGGAGGUGGUGGAGCUUUUUAUUAUCACAACCUUGAAAAAUAUACAAUUGAUCAAAGACAUCCUAUAAUAUUCAGUGCUAGAGGUACUCAUGCAAAUUAUCCAAGUGUUGGUCAACAUCCUCAUGAUUUACCUUAUGAUAUAUUAAGUGAUUUUACAGAUCGUGGACCAUUAUGGAAUCCUUCAAAGAAUUAUUUAGGAUAUACUUACGAUGGUAAAUAUGUAUUUCCAGCAUUAAACAACUCAAAUCCUAAAUACAUAGGUAGAGAAUGGUCAUAUGAUAAUUGGCUCAACUACAAGGGUCAUUGGGGAGAUAAACAAUUACCUGAUAAUGAUACAAGACAAACAUAUUCUUUCAUAGGUGGAUACAAAUAUAUCGAUGGUCCAACUGGUCCUUUGAGAAAAAAUGUCUUGAGAGUAGUACCAUGUGAAAGAGCAAAAUGGUGGAAUUUUUGGAGAGGUUGUAAUGUGAGGCAAAAUAUAAAAUGGGGAAUAGGAUUAGAAAGUGAAGGUUAUAAUUGUGGAGAAGUAUUUGUGAAAAUGAAACCAAGAUGGUUAAAAGUUCUACUACAAAAAAUGACUUGGGGUGGUGGAAUUUGUUAUAUUGUUGAUUUAAUUUAUGGAUAA